Molecule: messenger RNA, 7479 nt
Organism: Anolis carolinensis (green anole)
Lineage: Eukaryota; Metazoa; Chordata; Lepidosauria; Squamata; Anolidae
Gene: ikzf4
Product: IKAROS family zinc finger 4
Exons: 9
Coding region: 730-2169 (479 amino acids)
Biological process (GO): regulation of transcription by RNA polymerase II
Molecular function (GO): DNA-binding transcription factor activity; RNA polymerase II cis-regulatory region sequence-specific DNA binding
Source: RefSeq, a predicted model, not a curated record
UCGAGUCCCUGGGCGCCUGGUUGAGGCGCUGGGCGCCCCUCCCCCCUCCCUGCCCGCCUGCCCCCUUUGACGGAAGGAUGCCCCGGGCGCGCGCUGUGUCCACUCGAGCCUCUCGGCGCUCGCCUCCCCGCGCCUGUCUCCUGGCAGAGGGACCGGAAGUGGCUCGGGGAGGGAAGGGGAGGGGGGCUCGCUCCCUCCUCCUCAGGUGAAGACGCUGUGGAUGGAGCCGCCGCCGAAGACGCCGCCGCUUCGGAGCCAUUGAGCCCCCUCCAGAGGCUGGGCCGGGCGGGGGGGCCCUCCCUCCCCAACGCGGCCUGGAGCCCCUUCGGCUCAGGUGAGGGCCGCCCCACGGGGGCUCGGAGGGGACAACAAGCGCUCGCCGGGCGCGCGGAGGGACCAAAAGCAGGGUGUCCUAAAGAUGGAUAUAGAGGACUGCAAUGGACGCUCUUACAUAUCUGGAAUCUCUUCUUCCUGGAAGGUGAGUGGCUGAGUUCACCCUACUGCCGAGAUGCAGCCACACACACUCACAGUCUGUAUGCCAGCGCUGUUUCCAAGGAGUUGGCUGUGAUAACACUCCAGGGUAUCGUCAGCAAGGUAGAAUAAUGUAGUGGAGAUUCCUCUUUGGAAAAGGAGUUCACCUCCACCAUUGUGGGGCCAACAGUGAGCACACCAAACAGCCAACACUCCUCCCCAAGCCGCUCCCUUAGUGCAAAUUCUAUCAAGGUGGAAAUGUACAGUGAUGAAGAAUCAAGCCGGCUGCUGUCACAUGAUGACCGCCUCCUUGAUAAAGAUGACAGCGUGAUUGUGGAGGAUUCUCUCUCAGAGCCCCUUGGCUAUUGUGAUGGUUCAGGGCAAGAACCACAUUCCCCUGGAGGCAUCCGUCUGCCCAAUGGCAAAUUAAAAUGUGAUAUCUGUGGGAUGGUGUGCAUUGGUCCAAAUGUACUUAUGGUACACAAGCGCAGUCAUACUGGUGAGAGGCCGUUCCAUUGCAAUCAGUGUGGUGCCUCCUUCACCCAAAAGGGCAACCUCCUGCGCCACAUCAAACUACAUUCAGGCGAGAAGCCCUUCAAAUGUCCCUUCUGCAAUUAUGCCUGCCGGAGGCGAGAUGCACUCACAGGCCACCUCCGCACACACUCAGUCUCCUCCCCCACGGUUGGCAAGCCCUACAAAUGUAACUAUUGUGGCCGUAGCUACAAGCAGCAAACCACGCUGGAAGAGCACAAGGAACGCUGUCACAACUACCUGCAGAGUCUUAACACUGAACCACAGUCGCUGGCUGGCCAGCAAGGUGACGAGAUGCGAGACUUGGAAAUAGUGCCGGACUCCAUGCUUCACUCCUCAGCCGACCGGCCAACCUUCAUUGACCGACUGGCAAACAGCAUCACCAAACGAAAACGCUCCACACCUCAGAAAUUUGUGGGAGAGAAGCAGAUGAGGUUUGGCCUCUCCGACAUGGCAUUUGAUGUCAGCUCUGGCUUUGAGAAGGACGUGGAGUUGGUGGCUGCUCACCAUCCCCUAGAUGCCAGCUUUGGCAGUUCACUGUCCUUUGUGGGAGCAGAACACUUGCGCCCCCUCAGACUUCCACCCACAAACUGCAUCUCUGAGAUCACACCUGUCAUCAGUUCUGUCUACACUCAAAUCCAGCCUCUCCCAGGCAGGCUGGAAAUAGCAGGAAGCCGGGAAGCUGCUGAAGGCCACGAAGACCUUCCUGAUGGGAUGCAGAUUGUGUACCGGGCAUCGCGGGAGCCCAGUAUGGUAUCGCCUAGCAACGGUUGCCAGGAUUCCACGGAUACAGAGAGCAUCCACGAGGAAAGGGGCUCCCACGGGCCGCUGCUGUCCAGCAUUGGGAACUGCACCAGCAGCCGGCAGAGUCCGGCCUACGCCAAAGAGGACCCGAAACUGCAAGAGGGCAUCAUCCCCACCACUACUCGGUCAACUCCCAGCUCAGCCAAAGAAGCCCUGCGCGUGGUGAACGAUGAAGGGGAACAGGUAAAAGCCUUCAAAUGCGAGCACUGCCGGAUCUUGUUCCUGGACCAUGUCAUGUUCACUAUCCAUAUGGGUUGCCACGGCUUCAGAGACCCUUUUGAAUGCAACAUCUGUGGCUAUCACAGCCAAGACCGGUACGAGUUCUCCUCCCACAUAGUGCGAGGGGAACAUAAAGUAGGCUAGUCCUCAGCACUCUCCCCUCUUGUCCCCCCCCUCCCCGUCUCUAGUGCUCCACCCGAGUCGGACAUGAUGGAACUGUUCAUUUCUUUUGUACUCCUUUGCACUGACUUUGGCAAAAAAGAGAAAUAUUUAAAAAAAUCCCUAACUUUUAAAAAUCCAACACACUUGAGAUGGGGAGGAGCUCAUAACAUUUUGCCUUUUUUCUAUAUUGUGUUAUUUAAAUAAUGUUAGUUGAAUUUUAAAUUCCUUUGUGUUUUUUUCUCUUAGUUGACGUUAUUUAUUAAUCUUUAUUUCUCUCUUUAUUUUGUUGGUAAGCUUUUUCUUUCAGUCAUUUUGCUAGGGCCUUUCUCCGUUGAGGAACACACAAAUUGCUGAUAUACAUUAGCAAUAUACUUGUGUUUUUAAGGUCCAAGUCUUUCCAUUUAAAGUUUUUUUUGGAGUGGGUGGGGGUGGGUGGACGGGUUGUUUCAUUUCAAGUAUUUCUGUCAUGUCACCAUGUUAGAUAUUAAGAACCUCAGAUCAGGUGCUAAAAUAUUAUAGAACUUCCCCGUUCAAGGGGCUAGGAAAGCCACGACUUGAGUUAUGCUGAGAUGGUGAUGUUAGGACGACCUGCACAUGCCCUCUUUUAUGGGUUUCUUUGAAAUGGAGCAGAGAAGGAUGUCCUUUUAGGAACUCUGUGGUUCCAAAAACUCAAUACCUCUGUGCUUCUGCUUACAACAGCUUUGAAUUUAAAUAUGCUGCUUCCCCUAUUAGAGCCCAGAUAGGGGUGGCACAUAGGCUGCAUCUGGUGAAGGGGCUACAGUACCACUUGUUUGAAGGAAGGUGGUAAGCACUUUUUGCAAUGUACAUGAAGUUUGCCAGGAUGCUGCCUUUAGAGAUUCAACUGAGAAUCUGCAUGAGGAAAGCCAAGGCUGUUUCCAAUGAAAGAACCUUAGCAGUGAUGAAGGCUGCAUUCUGCUUCCCAACUCUUUUAAAUUUGGGGCUGUCCCUGUCAGUUAGCCUGACCCUAGUUCCAGAAGUUGGUUGUUUUGAGCUAACUUCCUCUGAGCUUCCUUUUCUUAGCUCUUCAAGAGCCUGUUUGCUUGGAGGCUUUAGAAGACAGAAGCCUCAACCCUUUGUUGAGUGUACAACCUUGAAUAAAGAACGGUGGCCCUAUUGGCUAGAACAGGAUUCCUAGGAGACCAAAGAGAUGCUAGCGAGAGUCUAUAUAGAGUCAGCCAAGCAACCUCUCUUGCAGCUACUAGAGGCCAGGGAGCUCAAUCCCUGUCCCUUCCUCUUUCUUGUCCAGUGCCUAAUUUUUGCCUUUCCAGUCAGUCUCCCGGGAAUCUGUCCCCACUGAGCAACGUGGGCUAUAGUUACUUAAGCUUCCCCAGAAGGCAUGGCUGUCUUUGUUUCCACAGAUCAGUCCUAAGCCUUACAGAUCUGUGCUCAGAAAGCAUGCACUUUGUGGACUCCUCAACAAUAGUGGACAGCCCUUGUCAUGUAGUGGAAAGUCUGUGUCCUGUAUUUCAUUGGAAUAGCACAUGCUGCUCCUUCACAAGCUAAAGGGGGCAUGUGCUUUGCAGUGUCACCUUGUUUCUCUUCAAAAGAGACCUCUGCCCCAGAUCAGAGUCACAAGUUGCUUUUAGGCUGAUCAGUUGUGAUGGUAUAGGGAGGAAACUGUAGAAAAACUGCCAGCAAAAUCCAUCUGCCCAAAAUCUACAUGGUGACAAAAUCUCCGAGUUUUCUCUUAGGUACAUGGCUAAUGGCGCCAGAGGGAGGCGUUUGUUUUCUGUGUUGCGGGUCCUCCAGGAAGUCCUUGCUAUUUGUACUUUAGUGUCUUAAAGCCUCGAUCACCGUGAAGGGCUGAAGCCUCCAUUCUGUAGCUUGGCGAACGAUUGCUGCUAUUAGCAGAUGGUAGGCAAAGGUUGUGAUUUCACUUGCUGGGAGUAUGUAGUCAUUACUACCAAUCCAUGUAGAAAUCCUGUUGGACUCUUGUUCUUAAGCGUGUAAUGGCCAAACUAGAGGGCUAUGAGCUCAGGCAAAAUGGGAGCUUACCUUCCUCCACCACGUGGCCCUCCAUCUUAGCAUCUCCAUCUGCUAGAAGGACCUUUCCUUUCCUGAAACUGCCUCUGUGCUGGGCAGAGGAUGUGGCAAGUGGAAGAAGGUUCAUGGUUUUCAGUAGAUGCCCAUCAUGCAUAAAAAUAACUUGACUAACAGCAGCCCAACUAACUGCUUCCUUGUGGGAUAAACCAAAGGCUGUUCUUUUUCUGUUUAAAAAAAACAACCUCAAGUUGCAAUGUUUUGCUUGUAUCCUCUUCCCUGCCUUUUGCUUUCUGAAACUGAUGUUUCUGGGCUAUUUUUUGUUUUGUUUUGGUGGGUUUCUUUGUUUGAAAGGCCGGACAGACUUGCUUAAACUGGAAAGGCCUUGCCAGAUGGGAUGUAUUGUGAGAUGGGUUGUGAAGGAGAAGCUUUCCUUUGAACAGAUGUACUCCACUGUCCUGCCUUUUCCAUUUCAUAAAAGGUCUUAACGUUUCUGGUUCAGAGUCAUUUCUCCUCUUCUGUUCUUUCACUUGGGUUCAGCGUAUGAAUGAUAUUCUAUAGGCUCUGAAGGCAUUUUGAGCUGGUCCCAGAAAUGUAUAUUCUGUCUUUAGCAGACAGGGUGGCGAUGGGCUAUAAAAUUCCUUGUCAUUCUGAUGCAUUUCAUUAUAUAUGCAUUGUGCAAUACAAAUUAAAAUAUAUUGGGAGACAUUGCCAAAUUGCUACGGUCCCAUUCUCAGAUGAGGAUGUAUCGUUGUCACCUCUUGGAAUUCCCUUGACCCCGUGAUCAUUUUUAAGCACUCAAAUCUCCUAUUGAUGUACAUUGAAAGUAUUUAGCACUUUGGUGUGAUUAUUAAUUUUGAUUUCAGUCACAUGACAUAAUUUCCGCCCACAAUAAUUCCCAUGAUUUGGAUCCUCAUUGCAGUGUGUUAUGUAGAUAAAACUGCUCCAUGGUGGUUUUUGGGGUGGCAGCUUUAUUACAGGAAAGAUCAUAGGGCCCCUGCCUUGUGACUGAAAAAAGGUGUUAUGAACCAGCCCUUAGACCUUGUAUUCUUGAAUGUUUUGAUUUCACAUUACUCGAAAAGUUAGAAUUUCCCUGCUGCAGACAUAAAUGUUUUCAUCAGAUCAACAUCCAUAGUUUGAUACGAUAACUGUGUUGAAUGAAUGAACUGGUGUUCCUCAAGAUGUUCUGUUUGUGCCCAAAGUAAUCUGGGGAUGUGUACCUUGAAGUUGUUUCUCAUUUACUUUCAAAACCCACAGGUGAGCUCUUGAGAAAAGACCUGUAAAAGCAGGAUUUCAGAAACCUAAUGGAUGUUUGUGUGAUUUAAUAACUGAUUUCCAGCGUGAAACAUUUGCUGCUCAUGUAAUGAUUAUUCUGGCCCCUUUUAUAAGUAUGAAGAGAAAUCUAAUGCAGAAUUGGCGCUCAGCAUAUUUUUUCCCAGGGACAAUCUAAUGGACCAAGAUUUUAGUUUCUUCUUGGGUCUUACUUGUAGGAGUUUCCCUAGAAAAAUUACCUGAUUUAUUCUAGCAGUGUAGCCUUUCUGUAUAAGUGCAUUUGAAGAAAGACUUGAAGUGUUUGUCAUGAGCAUCUAAUACAGCAGUGAAAUUAUGUUUCUGAGAAUUGUUUGCACAUCCUCAAAUCCAGGCAGGCCUGUGUUUGUGAGACUCAUGAGAGUAGCGACCCUUAAGCUCAGCCGUGUGCAUGUGGGGUUUCCCCUUCAGUGUGGAUCUAGGCCUAGUAGAGAAUGCCAUAGUUACUCACCUGUUUUGUUGAUGGAAUUUAUGUCCCUGUAGAAGCUGAUAGGCCGCAUGUUCCUUAAGGUACAUGAUGAAGGUUUCUGGGCCUCCUCUGAUUCUGACUCACAAGCAGGAUUGCACUGUACCUUUUAAGGUCUCUGUUUUAUUCAUAUAAAGCUCAUGUAUUUUAUUGGAAAACAUUAUUUUGUCCGUAAAACCAAAGCAAAUGAAAAAUUGGGCUGGUCUGUAUUCCUCCAUCCAAUUCCCCUAAAAUGUCUAGUCUUGAAUUGAAAGGAUGCAAUUUUCUUCCAGAUCUGUGUUCAUGUAGCUAAUUUUUAAGCAGAAUUUGGAACUAAAGCAGAGUGCAUUUGACCCUGUUUUCUUUCUGAGUUUCAAAAGACAAAAUUAUGAAAAAAUGUAUUGGGUUUCUUUCACCAAUGCAAAGAUUAGUAAUCGCAUCAAAACUGUGUAAAAUGUAAACAGACCGGUUGAUCAGAUGUGGUUGCCAUCUUGCUGUCUUUGUCAAGAUUUGAUGGCGUAUAGAAACACCCUGAUGUAUAAUAAAAUGAAGGAAAUAUAGUUGUGAAGUUUUUGUUGUUACAUUUUCCCCAGUUUUUUUAGUUGAAAUUAUGAAACUCACACACAUACAUGUACCACUUAAUAGGAGAAUUAGCUUUCAUAGUUGAAUACUAACUUCUUGAAAGCCAAAGAUGGCUCUUGGGUGCUUGGCUUCAAUAGACGGCCACAUUGAUAAAUUAAAGCACCUGAAGUGUCAUUUUUACUGUUCUUUGUUUUUUUUAAAAAAGAAGUCCCUUUGUGCCUCCAAAGCUCAUAUUCAGAUUUUUCCUGCUUCCUGUUUGUAGUGGGAACAGACCCAAACUCUGCAGUAAUCUUUAUUCAUGUGUUUUUAUUGGAAAUACUCAGUAGUUCUAGAAGUACAAGAAGGUGUCUCUGACAUCGUUGUUGAACACUAUUUACUGCACUGUGGAAUGGUACGAAUCUCUCUGAACCCAGCUUCUGUGAUGAAUCAGGAAGCAAGAAUCCUGUUGUGGACGUCACUUCUUACCUCCUGCCUCUUCCCUUUUGUGAAAAUGAAAACAGGUUUGUUUUUAGAGAAACUUAAGCUCUGAGAUUUCUAAGAAACCAGUGUUCCUUUUAUUUUUGCUCUCACCUGUACGAAAAGUCUAAAAAACAAAUGUAGGAAUUUUGUAAAACUCCAGGUCUCUUUAACUUGUGUAAAUAUAUAUAUUUUUUAACCAGAUGUAUGAAGAACAAAAAGAUGUGCAAUAUCCCCAGCCCGCUAUACUAUUCUUCUCUUCUUUCUAACAAGCUUUCAUUUGUAUAUUGUUACUGGGUUUGCUGGUGUCAUGCUCUUUUCUCCCUCUUUUUUUGUGGGGUUAUACUUGCUUUUAAAUAAAAGAAAAACCUCUUACUGCAAAAGCUUUUUGUAUCUGUAAUAUAUUGUAAGUACAUAUUUGUGUAAUGGAGAUUAUACUACUGUUAAGUUUUGUACUGUACUGGCUGAAGGUCUGUUAUAAAUAAACAUGAGUAAUUUAA